AGAAACGUGUUAACACAGCCUAGACUAUAACAUAACCAGCGUAAGACGAGCUGAUACUGCGUCUACAGUUGUGCGUAUAUCUUUGCAAAUAAGUCUGAUGAGGAAUGUAUGCGUGAACUGCGAACAUCAGGGCCCUUUAUAACCACAACGUUCUCCGUGAAAGUGUUUUAGUGCCAUUUCUGCAAUGAACGUGAGCGCGCCGUCAACAUCCCUUAACAUCUUCAUGCACGCGCGUAGCGGAGACGGAGGAGCAGCAGCAGCAACAAUCAUGGAGUCCAGGCAGCAGCUAGCAGCAGCAGCUCGACAGAGUCCACAUCUGUAGCUCUUUUUAAAACUGAAAGGUUUGGGGUCAGUGAGAUGGGAGUUGUUUAAUACUGAUGUCCGUGCUUUUCGUCAGAUUACAGUCUUUCUCCUGGAAGAUUUGCAUUGGGUUGCUUUUCUAUUCCCGGCAAAACAUCGCUCAGCAUUUGCUUCCGUGCAUUCCUUCCGAUGAGAGGUAGAAUUUGCUUAUUUAUAGAUACUCGGUGCUAAAAAAAGAAUCUGUCUUCGGGGGGGAUUUCUUAUGUUCUGAACAGCCCGUUUUGAAUGUUAAAUUGGAGAUAUAUGGGAUUGUAUUGCUUGAUUUCAUUGCAGCGGGGGCUGACACAAUUGUUUCUAUGCACGUAAAACCGAGCCCGGAUCAUAUUAUUUAUCGCCUGAAAAAUCAAAAUAUAGUAGCACUGACCUUCAAAUAAACAGAAAGACUGCUAAGAAGAAUACAGAUUGAUCGACGUUGUGAAAAAAAAGGGAAAGAAAAUGUUGCCUUCACAAGAAGCCUCCAAGCUUUACCAUGACAACUACAUGAGAAACUCCAGAGCAAUCGGGGUGCUAUGGGCAAUCUUUACCAUAUGCUUCGCAAUCAUAAAUGUGGUGGUCUUUAUCCAGCCCUACUGGAUCGGGGACAGUGUCAAUACCCCCCGGGCCGGGUAUUUCGGCUUAUUUCACUAUUGCGUGAGCUACGGCACAUCAAACAGAGAGCUCACCUGCCAAGGUACCUUCGGGGAUUUCAGCUCCAUCCCUUCAAGCGCCUUCAAGGCAGCCUCGUUCUUCGUACUGCUGUCCAUGGUGCUGAUCCUGGGUUGUAUCGCCUGCUUCGCUCUCUUCUUUUUCUGCAACACCGCUACAGUCUACAAGACGUGUGCGUGGAUGCAGCUUCUCUGUGCUGUCUGCCUCGUUUUUGGCUGCAUGAUUUUUCCCGAUGGCUGGGAUGCUGAAGUGGUUCAAGAUUUGUGUGGCAUAGAAACUAGCAAGUACACCUUGGGAAACUGCUCGGUCCGCUGGGCCUACAUCCUCGCCAUCAUCGGCAUUCUGGAUGCCCUCAUCCUUUCUUUCCUCGCCUUUGUGCUUGGGAACAGACAAAACGAUUUCCUGCAAGAGGAUCUCAAGGCUGAGAAUAAAGAUUUUGCUGCUACUACGAUUGAAGUCCGGGACUGCAGACAAGCAAGGUGUGGAGUCCGUCAGUUUCGCUGAGAAGAAGACCCUCGGCGUUCUCAAUUUGCACUUUCUACUCAUCCAUCGUUCCCUCUACUACGGUUUCCCCUCUCCAGGAUAGUACGCCAGCUUGUUCAGGACUUGGAAUUCAUAAAUACAGCACAGUUUGUAAAAUACGUGAAGAUGAAAAAAAAAAAAAAAAAAAAGAGAUCACUUGUACAAAUGGUCACUUCAGCUUUACUAAAAAAACAAAAAGAGAAAAAACAAAAACACAAAGAAAAACAACACCUCUGGGAAAAAAUGCUUCCACGCAGCGGAGUUUUCUUUAUUUUCUUUUCCUGUUUCAAUUUCCAGCUAUAAAAGUGAAAUAAUAAACAAUGUGUAAAUAGUUAAAUAAAAGAUUUGGUGUUAAACAUUUUGGAAGACAAUUCACCAGCACUCAGGUGCAACUUGAAAUGACGAAGCGGACGAAAACUGAAAGAAAUCCUCUUUUUUGUUUUUUUGGUUUUUUGUACAGCACAGUGUGAUUUCUCGGACUCUUCUUUUAUCGUUGAAGAAACUGAAUCAUAUCAUUUUAUUUCAUAUUUCUCUGUGUUGAUGGCCCCGAGAAGUGGUACUAAAGAUAUAAAAGAAUGAACUGUAAUAUUAAUAGCAAGUAAAUAAAAAACAGGGUCAUUCAUAUACAUACUGUAUACAUAAGUAACCAUGUAGUGCCCUCUAGACAGACGUCCAUUGAGGCCAUAAAGGUCAGCGUCAUGUUGCUGAAACGCCUGGUUUUAGGAUCGUCAGCGGGAGAAGAGUAAUGACCUUUUUUUUUUCCAUAAAUCCCACUUUAACAUCGCCUAGGUGUCCAAAGCAUGUACUUUACUAGAAACCAGCUAACAGCCUGCUCUGCUUUAACACUAUAUGCAUUUUAAUCAAUCACAAGAGUUCUGUUUGGUUUGAUUUGGUUGUGAAUUGUAAAGGUGGAUUAAACACGGAAUUUAUUAACAAAGGAUUGUUCUUUUUAAAAGGUGCUUUGGCCUUCUAUUCAAGACAAUGCAUUAGUUACAGAUCAUGAUUUGUGUGUGUGUGUUUGUGUGUGGGUUGUCUGUUGUCCCCUUCUUCAAACAUCCAUCACCCUGAAGAGCAUGGGACUAGAAAAGCCUGGGACGUGUGCAUCACAUCGCAGAUUAACAUGCAGUACAACAUCUGUGUGUUUACGCACAUUAGGCAUCGUACACAUCAUAUAUUUAUGUAUAUACAUUAGAGACGGUCUGUAUAUAUCUGUAUACAUUACAUAUGUGGGCGUGUGUGUGUUUGUUCAGAUUCAUACAGUAAAUAAAAAAUAAGCAACACUCAUGUAUUUAUAUUAUAAACAUGAAUGCUCAAACAUACAGGCAGCGCGUAAAGUCAGAGGCAUUCAUA
Messenger RNA from Erpetoichthys calabaricus (reedfish), 2877 nucleotides. It is a transcript of the gene lhfpl4a, whose product is annotated as LHFPL tetraspan subfamily member 4a. Gene Ontology annotation, cellular component: postsynaptic membrane; inhibitory synapse; plasma membrane. Gene Ontology annotation, biological process: gamma-aminobutyric acid receptor clustering; sensory perception of sound. NCBI's taxonomy places the organism in Eukaryota, Metazoa, Chordata, Cladistia, Polypteriformes, Polypteridae. Gene Ontology annotation, molecular function: GABA receptor binding. The coding region runs from base 796 to 1509 and encodes 237 amino acids. The transcript has 4 exons. The record is from RefSeq and is a predicted model, not a curated record.